Molecule: messenger RNA, 1513 nt
Organism: Parasteatoda tepidariorum (common house spider)
Lineage: Eukaryota; Metazoa; Arthropoda; Arachnida; Araneae; Theridiidae
Biological process (GO): regulation of transcription by RNA polymerase II
Cellular component (GO): nucleus; NuA4 histone acetyltransferase complex
Source: RefSeq, a predicted model, not a curated record
GGCGAAUUUUGACCCUCAGCGCCAUCUGCGUUUAGCUUUACACAGUCAACCAUCUAUUUCGAAAAGUGCAAUGAAUUCUUUUAUUAUAGAUAUAACAAGUCUUAAAAGAAAAUUCGAAUUUUUAUGUUGAUUAAUUGGAAUUCUACAAAUAUACAUGUUAGACGCAAAUACAAAUAACUCAGGUGUCCAUCUAAAGAGCAAUACUAUGGAACCAAACGCGGUGAACGAAAAAGAAAACGAAGAAUUGCUUUCCGAAGAUAAAAUAGACUGGGAUUGUAAAGUAGAACGAAGAUUAUUUUAUGCAAUGCGUGGUUUGAAACCUGUUGGUGUGAAUCGUCACUUUAUGAUGGUAUGCAUUCAUAGAAAAUUUAGCACAGUUCUUGAGAGAGAAAUUUCUUCGAAGGUAAUCUGGAAUCAUUUAGAUUCUCUUUAUGACAUGGCUGCUUUGCAUGAAUCUGAAAUUUUACCAUUUCCAAACGAAGAAGUAGAUUAUGACCUGCCAUCUAGCUUCUAUGAUUUAGCUAAAGAGCAAUUAAAUGUCUCAUUGAGUGAUGUUGAUGAUGACAGUCGAGACUCUAAGAGUGAACAUAACUACAAAGCAUCAAAGAAAUCGAAUGCUACAAAAUCAAAACAAAACGGCACACCUUCGUCGAAUUCUAAAAGUACAUUUGCUACGCCUGUUAGUGGUAAAAGUACAAAACAAUAUUUGAAAAAAAGUGAGACAAAACCUUCUAGUAUUUCUGAAAGUAAAACUAGACAAGAAUCUCCUUUAACAACUAAGCUGAAUAAAGUGAAGCGUUCUUCAAGCCCUUUUACAGCGAAAAAUUCAAAAAGUGAUCAAACUUCUGUUAAGGAAGAAACUCCUGAGCCUCCAGCUAAAAAGUUGAAAACAGAAACCAGUACCCCUAUAACUUCAAAGAAAACUCCAAAACCUGAGAGCAACAGUGCUUCAAAAAAAUCAGCUAAGCAAGAACAAAGUACUGUAACUAAGCCAAAUAAAACCGAUACUCCUAGCAGUUCUUCAAAGAAGAUAAAGAGUGAAAAAGACUCUUCAGUUAAGAAAAGUAAAGUCUCUACUCCUAGCGAUAGUUCUCAAAGUAAAAAAAGUUCCAAAACAGAGAGUAGGAAAAGUGAUCAGGAUUCUUCAAGAAGAGUUAGUGACAUUCCAAGUACCAAGAGUAAAAGUGAUCGAGCAUCAAGUGUUUCUAGUAAAGGGAGCAGGCAUGAAGAUUCUGACUCGUCUGUUCUUUCAGGUUCAAGAAAAUCUUCACCUGCUAUUAAAGGAGAUUCAAUUGAUAAGAAAAAGAAGAAAAGUUCACCUAUGAAAAGAAGGCGCCCUUAGUUAAAUAUUUUUUUAGGUUAUAAUUGAUUUAUUUUAGUUGUGUUUGCAACCAAUUGCAAUGACACUCGAAAAAUGUUAUGGACAAUUUUUAAAUGUUGUGCAAUUAAGAUGCGCAUUAUCUUUUUAUUGUUUAAAGUUGAAUAAAAAGGUUUAGAUUUAAUCUUUUACAAA